UGUUCGUUGUUUUCAGUUUUGCAAUUGGCGCAAUUUAUCUGCUCUUACUACUGAUGUUUUGUGCUAAGUUUUAAAGGAGUUACAUUUCUCCUUCACUUACAUGAUACUGGAUUUUUUUCCCUCUCGUCUUCCAGAGAUAAAGCGUGGAACCGGAAUAUUUUUUUUUUAUACAUCCAACGGAUGUCCAUCCUCGGAGAACGACCUAAAUCUGUGUGAUAUGAUAACACAUAAUCUCUAAAUACAUUCGACAUCAACAUGAUCAAGUGGGGAGUUAUAUUACUGUGUGGGACAUUAUCAUGGAGGCUACAAACAGCAUCAUCUCAAACCCAUGAAGUGGUGUGUCUCGGUACUCAGAAUGGACUGAGCUCCACCGGGUCUCAGGAGAUUCAGUACAACCUGAUUAAAGAACGAUAUGAUGGCUGUGAGAUCAUCAUGGGAAACCUGGAGAUCACUCAGAUUGAGAGUAACUGGGACUUAUCCUUCCUCAAGACCAUCCGCGAGGUGACUGGCUACGUCCUCAUUGCAAUGAACCACUUUCAGGAGAUUCCUCUGGGACAACUACGGGUUAUCAGAGGAAACAGCCUUUAUGAGAGACUCUUUGCUCUCUCUGUCUUAUUAAACUAUCCCAAAGACGGCUCCAAUGGCCUGCGGCAGCUGGGGCUCACAAAUCUGACAGACAUUCUGGAGGGAGGAGUGCAGAUUAUCAACAACAAGUACCUGAGUUAUGGUCCCUGGAUCUUCUGGCAAGACAUCAUCAGGGACAACAGUGCUCCAAUUGACAUCCAGUACAAUGGAGAGAGAGGCCCAUGCCACAAAUCUUGUGGAAAAUACUGCUGGGGGCCAAAUAAGGACCAAUGUCAGAUCUUGACUAAGACGGUGUGCGCACCACAGUGUAAUGGCCGCUGUUUUGGCACGAGCCCCAGGGACUGCUGUCACAUAGAAUGUGCAGCGGGAUGUAAGGGCCCUCUGGACGUGGACUGUUUUGCAUGUCGUCAUUUCAACGACUCUGGAGCCUGUGUACCCCAGUGUCCCCAAACGUUGAUCUAUAACAAGCAGACGUUUCAAAUGGAGACCAACCCUAACGCCAAAUAUCAGUACGGAUCCAUCUGUGUCUCCAAAUGUCCCACCCAUUUUGUGGUGGAUGGUAGCUCCUGUGUGAGCGUUUGUCCUUCAGACAAGAUGGAGGUGGAGAGAGAAGGCCAGAGGCAGUGUGAGCUCUGCAGUGGACUCUGCCCCAAAGUGUGUGAAGGCACGGGUGCUGAACACAGAGAGACGGUUGACUCCAGCAACAUUGACAGCUUCAUCAACUGCACCAAGAUCCAGGGCAGCCUUCACUUCCUGGUCACAGGGAUUCUUGGAGAUGACUUCAAAAACAUCCCGCCACUGGAUGCCAAAAAGCUGGAAGUAUUCCGCACCGUCAGAGAAAUAACAGAUAUCCUUAACAUCCAAUCGUGGCCCAAAGAACUGAACGAUCUGUCUGUUUUUUCGAGUCUCACCACCAUUCAAGGAAGGUCGCUCUACAAGCGUUUUUCUUUGAUGGUGAUGCGCAUCCACACUCUUACCUCACUGGGUCUGCGCUCUCUCCGGGAGAUCAGUGACGGCAGUGUGUACAUCAGUCAGAAUGCCAACCUCUGUUACCACCACUCUGUAAAAUGGGCACAGCUGUUUAGGGACCGCAGAAUUCGAGUCAACAACCUCAACAACAACAGGCCGCUGGCAGAGUGUGUUGCAGAGGGCCAUGUGUGUGACCCGCUUUGUUCAGACUCAGGUUGCUGGGGCCCAGGGCCUGAGCAGUGUCUCUCUUGUAGGAACUACAGUCGAGACGGCACAUGUGUGGGCAGUUGUAAUUUCCACACUGGAACUCCACGGGAAUUUGCAGAACCAAAUGGCGAGUGUGUUGCCUGUCAUCCAGAGUGUAAGCCUCAAAGUGGGAAAGCCAGCUGUACCGGACUGGGUGCAGACAAGUGUGUUGCAUGUGCCAACCUUCGAGAUGGUCCUUACUGCAUGUCCUCUUGUCCCACUGGGGUGAACGAUGGACUGAGGGGACUGAUCUUUAAAUACCCCAACAGGGAAAGUCACUGUGAGCCAUGUCACCACAACUGCACACAGGGAUGCUCAGGCCCAGGAUUAAAUGAUUGUUUAGAGGCAGCCAGGCUGGCAGUCAGCAUUGGUCAGAUCACAAGCAUAGCUUUAGGUGUCCCGGCUGGCUUGAUUUUCUGCCUAGUGUUGUUUUUCUUGGGCGUGCUGUACCAACGAGGCCUGGCCAUCCGCCGCAAGAGAGCCAUGAGGAGGUACCUGGAGAGCGGAGAGAACUUUGAGCUACUUGGUCCCGGAGAGAAAGGAACCAAGGUUCAUGCACGCAUCCUUAGGCCCUCUGAGUUGAAAAAAAUCAAAGCCCUUGGCUUGGGAGUUUUUGGCACAGUUCACAAGGGGUGUUGGACUCCGGAAGGAGAGACAGUGAAGAUCCCUGUGGCCAUUAAGACCAUUCUGGAUACCUCAGGCCGACAAACCUUCACUGAGAUCACCGAUCAUAUGCUAUCCAUGGGCAGCCUGGACCAUCCUUACAUUGUUAGGCUGCUAGGCAUUUGCCCAGGUCCCAGUCUGCAACUGGUGACCCAGCUUAGUCCGCAGGGCUCCCUACUGGAGCACAUCAGGCAGCAUAAGAACAGCCUGGACCCCCAGCGCCUGCUCAACUGGUGUGUGCAGAUUGCUAAGGGUAUGUACUACCUGGAGGAGCACUGCAUGGUCCACAGGAACCUAGCUGCCCGCAACAUCCUGCUGAAGAACGACUACCAGGUCCAGAUCUCUGACUAUGGUGUAGCAGACCUCCUUUAUCCUGAUGACAAGAAAUAUGUCUACACUAACACCAAGACACCCAUAAAAUGGAUGGCACUGGAAAGCAUUUUGUUUCAAAGAUAUACGCAUCAAAGUGAUGUUUGGAGUUAUGGGGUGACAGUGUGGGAGAUGAUGUCAUUUGGGGCGGAGCCGUAUGCAUGCGUGCAGCCUCAGGAGGUGUCGAGUCUGCUGGAGAAGGGCGAACGACUGUCACAGCCCCACAUCUGUACUAUAGAUGUCUACAUGGUCAUGGUUAAAUGCUGGAUGAUUGAUGAAAAUAUAAGGCCAACCUUCAAAGAGCUGGCUAGCGACUUUACUCGCAUGGCGAGAGACCCACCCAGGUACCUUGUCAUCAAGUUGGAAGGGGAAGAAGCUGACCUAGUAGAGAUGCAUCGAAGAGAAUCAGAGCGAGGGCUUCUGGGGACAGAUUUUGAAGACCAGGAUGAGGAGGGACUAGAGGACGGUUUUACUACUCCUCCUCUCCAACACUCUCCAUCUUGGAGUUUGUCCCGUUCACGUAUUAAUUCAUACAGGAGUGGUACCUCACAGGCCGGACCCAUUGGAUACCUACCAAUGACCCCCAGCCCUGUCGACAGCAUCCGCCAGCUGUGGCUUCAGAGGUCUCGACUGAGCUCAGUGCGGACGCUGCCCGAGGGGUUAGAAUUCAGGGGAAGUGGCCGAGAUGCCCAGCUCCAUGAGGAAGGUUUACAGACUGGGAGUCUUCACAGGGCCAGGUUUGGCUCAGAGAGGGGAACUCCCCAUCUAUCCAUCCGCCAGCAUAGGAAACUCUCAACAGCAUCAAGUCCGUCCUCGUAUAAGGUGUGGACGGCAGAGGAAGAGGAGGAGGUGGACCACUAUGGCUAUGUCCUGGCUGGGUCACCUGUCACUCCAGAGAGAGCCUGUAGAGUCCCUCAUUCUGGGCGAAGACACUCAGGACAAAAGAAUAAUCUGUCGCUUUGCGUGAGAAAUGCCUUCCAGGAAUAUGAAAUCAUGAGCAAAGAAUCUGGUGUUCCUCUUUGCUCUACCAGCAGCGUCUUAUCAAAGGCCAAUUUUGUGGCAGUUUGUUGUACAACAUCACCUUUACCCUCACCAACCUUCAUGGCUCCGUUACCUGUAGAGGACACGGCACAUGUGGAUACUCUGACACCGAUCUCAGCUGUAAGGAGUAAAAAAGUAGGUGAAGCUUGUGAAGGAAGUACUGCAGAACAGAGAAACUCCACAGAGAAACAUCAGCUCAAUGGGGACUCUGAUAGUGGGAUCAAAGCUGCAGAUGACCAAGGACAGGCAGCCCUAGGAAGGUAUGAAUACAUGGAUAUCAGGAGAUCCGACUCUCUGGAGGCAGAGGAUGCAGCAUGGGGGAGACGUGGGAGUCAAACAUCUGCAAAGAGUUCGACAGAAGGAAAGGAAACAGACCAAAUAGAGGAGGUGUUGAAAAAAGAGCUUGAGGCAGAAGAGGAAGAAGAAGAGAAGUACCACAACACAAAUAAACAACCUGCACUUCAGGGGAAUUUGAGUAGUAUGCUCAUGCCUAAACCAGAUGUGCACACAUCUGGGGGAGAAAUGGUGGAGGAGUAUGAGGAGAUGACCAGAUUUGGAGUGGCGCCCAGUGGGUGGGAGCAGGCAGACUACCAGAACCUCCCAGUGAAGGGGGGGGCUGUUUCUGAGGAGAUGGGCAGUGACAGGUGUGCAGGGAUCGGGGGAUACAUCAAGGUGUGUGCUGGUAUGGGGGAGCAUGGCAGCAAAACAUCAUUUGACAACCCAGACUACUGGCACAGCAGACUGUUCCUCAAGCCAGAUGCUGUACGCACCUAAUAAUGCGGACUGGGACAGAGGCGUAGGAAUGAUUACAUUUGUUCCUGUCAUAAAAUUGGGUAGUUUUAUAAAGUUUUCAUCAAUCCAGCGUCCAACAAACUUUAAAAGAUAAAAGUGAUGAAAGAAAUACACCCUUAAGUCUUUUUACACUGUUUUAUGCAGUAGUCUAAAACAACUGUGAGUUGUUAGAACUAUCAAACAAAGGUUAAAGCAGACACUCUAAAGUGUAUUGUAAGCAUUUCUUAAAAACAGGCAUAACGGCUCCCUCACAACUAUUGACAUUACUUGGGUUUGUGACAAUAAAAUGAGUUGACCAUAUCCCAUUUCU
Messenger RNA from Etheostoma cragini (Arkansas darter), 4975 nucleotides. RefSeq names its product erb-b2 receptor tyrosine kinase 3b (gene erbb3b). Gene Ontology annotation, cellular component: signaling receptor complex; basal plasma membrane. Bases 256 to 4647 code for a protein of 1463 amino acids. The record is from RefSeq and is a predicted model, not a curated record. NCBI's taxonomy places the organism in Eukaryota, Metazoa, Chordata, Actinopteri, Perciformes, Percidae. Gene Ontology annotation, molecular function: neuregulin binding; protein tyrosine kinase activity; neuregulin receptor activity. Gene Ontology annotation, biological process: cell surface receptor protein tyrosine kinase signaling pathway; nervous system development; multicellular organism development. The transcript has 28 exons.